Molecule: messenger RNA, 765 nt
Organism: Echinostoma caproni
Lineage: Eukaryota; Metazoa; Platyhelminthes; Trematoda; Plagiorchiida; Echinostomatidae
Source: the annotation of a GenBank genome assembly
AUGGGGAAAGGAUAUAACAAUUAUAUGUGCAAGAAGUUCUUCCAUCCGACUAAUUUCGAGAAUAUCAAGCGUAAAUGGAUGGCUGAGCAGGCAGACGAAUUUGAAAAGAAACGAGAGGUGGAAAAAUUGGAUCAGUAUCGUCGAGAACAAGAAACCUUGGAAAAUCGAGUGUUGUUGGGAGAUGAAAAAGCUCGUCUAGGUUUGGCAUGGAUGUAUGACCAACCUGCCAUGAUGGAAAAGCCAGAGCGCGAUGACAAGGAAGUCAAGUUCGAAUGGCAACGCAAGUACUGCGCUCCCCGAGAGAAUUAUUGCAAAAACUCAUCGGACAUCGUGGAUCAACCGUUCGCGAUUGAAGUGCGUAACGUGCGCUGUAUGCGCUGUCGUCAGUGGGGUCAUUUGAAUACAGAUCGUGUCUGUCCGUUGUAUGGUCAGUCUUUCACACAGGAACCGACGGGGACCGAGGUGCCUUCCGUGGAUCAUGUUCGGGCUGGACUGCAGAAGGAGGGGUUGACUUUGAAACGGGGCACCGAGCUGGAACGAUACAGUCACAUAUUACACAAAGCGAAAGAAGCCUUUUCGGAUGUGUCGGAAAAGAGUACCAAAGAAGAGGACUCAUUAGCCAUGGAAUUUUUACGCAAUUUGUCGGAAAGGCAACGUGAAAAGCUACUGAAGAAAUUGUCAGACGUCUCUGGGUCGACCGGUCACAAAAAGCAUAAAAAAUCCCAUAAACAUUCGAAGCACUCGAGGCACUCGAAAAAUCAUUGA